This is a messenger RNA of Pichia membranifaciens NRRL Y-2026, 573 nucleotides long. RefSeq lists its product as hypothetical. Bases 1 to 573 code for a protein of 190 amino acids. The transcript has a single exon. Lineage: Eukaryota; Fungi; Ascomycota; Pichiomycetes; Pichiales; Pichiaceae. Gene Ontology annotation, biological process: cardiolipin biosynthetic process. Gene Ontology annotation, cellular component: mitochondrion. Gene Ontology annotation, molecular function: phosphatidylglycerophosphatase activity. The record is from RefSeq and is a predicted model, not a curated record.
AUGUCGGGUUUUAAUUUGAGCGCAACGUUAAAUAUAGUGCGAUUGGCAUUCAAUCCACAACUUUGCAUGCCACAUCUGGUGGUGCCGACGUUCAAUGGUAUACCAGUUCCAAUUCCCAGUACUGACUCAAAAAUCAAAGCAGUUGUACUUGAUAAAGACAACUGUUUUGCCAAAGCUCACGAUGAUAAAGUGUGGCCAGAAUAUACUGAAAAGUUAGACAUGUUGAAGAAGGAGUACCCUGGUGCAAGUAUGCUCAUAGUGAGCAACUCAGCGGGCACUAACGACGACAAAGAAUAUCUCCAGGCCGGAAUACUUGAAGAGAAGACAGGUGUACGAGUUUUAAGACACACUACGAAAAAGCCUGGAUGUCACGAGGAAAUAAUGCAGUUUUUUAAACAGCAAGGUGUCUGUCAACACCCGUCGGAAGUUGCGGUGGUUGGAGAUAGACUAUUCACAGAUAUGAUCAUGGCUAACAUCAUGGGAGCAAAAGGAGUUUGGGUUAAUGUUGGAGUUGUGCAAUCAAAUAGUCCAAUUUGUAAAAUUGAAAGGUGGUGGUACUCCACUUUCAAAUGA